This is a messenger RNA of Fukomys damarensis (Damara mole-rat), 1658 nucleotides long. RefSeq names its product adrenoceptor alpha 2A (gene Adra2a). Lineage: Eukaryota; Metazoa; Chordata; Mammalia; Rodentia; Bathyergidae. The annotation marks the transcript as partial. The transcript has 2 exons. Gene Ontology annotation, molecular function: alpha2-adrenergic receptor activity. The record is from RefSeq and is a predicted model, not a curated record. Gene Ontology annotation, biological process: adenylate cyclase-activating adrenergic receptor signaling pathway; regulation of smooth muscle contraction; platelet activation. Gene Ontology annotation, cellular component: membrane.
CUCCAGCCGGACGCCGGCAACGCGAGCUGGAACGGGACCGAGGCGCCGGGAGGCGGCUCCCGGGCCACCCCGUACUCCUUGCAGGUGACGCUGACCCUGGUGUGCCUGGCCGGCCUGCUCAUGCUUCUCACCGUGUUCGGCAACGUGCUGGUCGUCAUCGCCGUGUUCACCAGCCGCGCGCUCAAGGCGCCGCAGAACCUCUUCCUGGUGUCGCUGGCCUCGGCAGACAUCCUGGUGGCCACGCUCGUCAUCCCCUUCUCCCUGGCCAAUGAGGUCAUGGGCUACUGGUACUUUGGCAAGGCGUGGUGCGAGAUCUACCUGGCGCUCGACGUGUUCUUCUGCACGUCGUCCAUCGUGCACCUGUGCGCCAUCAGUCUGGACCGCUACUGGUCCAUCACUCAGGCCAUCGAGUACAACCUGAAGCGCACGCCGCGCCGCAUCAAGGCCAUCAUCGUCACCGUGUGGGUCAUCUCGGCCGUCAUCUCCUUCCCGCCGCUCAUCUCCUUUGAGAAGGCCGGCGGCGGCGGGCAGCAACCGGCAGAGCCGCGCUGCGAGAUCAACGACCAGAAGUGGUACGUCAUCUCGUCGUGCAUCGGCUCCUUCUUCGCGCCCUGCCUCAUCAUGAUCCUGGUCUACGUGCGCAUCUACCAGACCGCGGGCCCCGGGGAAGAGCGCGGCGCGGGCGUCAAGGCGUCACGUUGGCGCGGACGGCAGAACCGCGAGAAGCGCUUCACAUUCGUGCUGGCCGUGGUCAUCGGGGUGUUCGUGGUAUGCUGGUUCCCCUUCUUCUUCACCUAUACGCUCACGGCCGUCGGCUGCUCGGUGCCGCGCACGCUCUUCAAGUUCUUCUUCUGGUUUGGCUACUGCAACAGCUCUUUGAACCCGGUCAUCUACACCAUUUUCAACCACGACUUCCGCCGCGCUUUCAAGAAGAUCCUCUGCCGGGGGGACCGAAAGCGGAUCGUGUGAGCGCGCUGGGGUCCUGCUUACAGGCGGGGCGUGGAGGGCGCGCCUCCGCAGCAGCCUAGGACCUACUUUCUGACGGAGGGUGCUCUGCAGGGCCUCUCCUGUGGUACGGGGCAGUUCGGGCUGGGAGAGCCACCCCAUCGUCCGGAGGAGUUUCCCGGUGGGCCGCCCCUGAUCAGUAUUGUUUCUAAGAGUAUUUGCACUCUCUCCCCUCUCCCAGCUCACCCAGCUCUUCAGACCCCAGGACUCCAGAGGGCCUGACUCACAAAGGGUAAAUGGGAAGGGGAUACCCAGCCCUCGCUUACUGCUCCCUCCCACCCGCGAACUCUCUAAUUUUAAAAUGCACACUCAGGGCAGCUCCUGCCCACUCUCCCAAAACACACUAUUUUUGAUAGCAAACCUGGGGUCCCCAGUGUCACACAGCCUCGGGUGUGAUGUUGGGAUCCUGGCCGUGGGGCGCCCUCCAGGCAGACCCAGCAUCUGGUUCAGGCCAAGCCCCUUGGCAGUGCAAGCCCUUUUGUAGGGUUGUUUUGUCUCUCUGUGUCCUUUCCACCAGCAACUGGUGACUGUCCCUUGGAUGGGAUCUGCUUUGAGAUUUCCUGGCAGAGAAAAGAUUUCUGUCCUUCCCUCCCCCCUGUUCCUAACAGCAUAAUUGCCUUUUCCUAUGUAAAUAUUACAAUGAUGGACCAAGA